GAAGGUGUUUAUAAAGCAGCAACCUGGCAGCAACUCACACUUUACUACUGAAGAUAACAGAGUUGAUAGAGAACCGACUGCCAGACUUAAUCGUAGGAGGAACGCAACAUGAGAAUAUUUUUACUUGUAGCUGCCAUCGCGGCAGUAUCACAGGCCCAGACUGACUGCUCUCGUGGGGCUUGUUACCCACCCAGCAAUGACCUGCUCCUGGGCAGGGCACACCAGCUCCAUGCCUCCUCCACCUGCGGCCUUACAGGCUCCGAGGUCUACUGCACCCCAUACCAACAGAGGAGGAUGAAGUGUUGUCCAUGUGACUCCAGGAACCCAAGCGGCCCGCUGGCCCACACUGUCCAGGAUGUCCUGUCCACUUCUGGACCAAACAGAUGGUGGCAGUCCAGGAAAGAGGUGAGUCCAGUCACUCUGGAGUUGGACCUCGAUAACCUGUUCCAGCUUGACAACUUGGUGCUCAGCUUCAAGGGUCCUCGUCCCAGUGCCUUUAUUAUAGAGAGGACACAGGACAAUGGCAGGACGUGGCAGCCUGCUCUCUACCUGGCCACUGACUGUCAAAGAGCUUUUCCAGGUGUCCCCACAACAACACCUCUCAGGAUGGAUGACACAUUCUGCUACACACUGCCCCCCACUGGAACAAAUCCAUACCAAGACCACAUAAUCCAGUUCAGUCCUUUGCAUCAAUAUGCUUAUGUACCUGUUCCUAACAGCCAGAAAAUUGAAGAUGUGUCUGGGUUAACGGGGCUGAGGGUGAGGAUGACAGAGCUUGGAGAUGUGCCACGUUUACCUGGCAGGGCUCUCAGUAGAUUUUAUGCCCUCAACGAGAUGAGGGUGAUGGGCAGCUGCAUGUGCCAUGGACACGCCAACCGAUGCCUGCCAGAGACCUACAACAAUCUACUGCCCAACAGCAUACAGGUGAAUCCUCAGUGUGACUGCCAGCAUAACACAGCAGGUGUGAAUUGUGAGCGCUGUGCUGACCUCUACAAUGACCUGCCCUGGAGACCUGCAGAGGAGGGCAACACUCAGACCUGCCAACGCUGUGACUGUAACAACCACGCCCAGCGCUGUCGUUUUGACCAGGCUUUGUACGAGGCCAGUGGACGGAGGAGUGGAGGUGUGUGUGAGGGUUGUAUGCACCACACCACAGGGCCAAAAUGUGAGCAGUGUGCCCCAGGCUACCAGCCAAACCCCUACAGCCGAAUGGACCGUCCUGAUGCCUGCAUACGCUGUGUCUGCAGUGUUGAGGGGACAGUGAAUGGAGGCCAGUGUGACGACAGCACAGGCUUGUGUCAGUGUAAAGUGAAUGUUGAAGGUCCCCGAUGUGACCGAUGUAAGAGAGGAUACCACAGCCUGAGUGCCUCCAAUCUUCUGGGCUGCUCCAAAUGUUCCUGUUCUCCAGUUGGGUCACAGUCAGAUAUUUGUGACCCAGUGACCGGCCAGUGUCCCUGUCGCCCCCACUUCCAUGGCCUGACCUGUGAAGAGUGCUCAAAAGGCUACUGGAAACCAUUCCCGUCAGGACGCUGUGAGUCCUGCAGCUGUGACCCCACCAGGUCAUACAGUGAUACGUGUGACCAGGUGUCAGGCCAGUGUCAGUGCAGACCAGGCUUUGGAGGCCGAACAUGUACUGAGUGCCCAGACAACACAUACGGAGAUGCUCUCUUAGGCUGCCAACCAUGUCGGUGUGAUGCUGAAGGAACCCUACCAGAAGGUUGUGAUAAGCAGACAGGAGUCUGUUUGUGUCGGCCGGGUGUCACCGGGGCUCGCUGUGACACCUGCAGUCGUGGACACUGUGACUCUUUCCCUACCUGUGAGAUAUGUCCCUCCUGCUACUUCACCCUGGACACCCAGAGACAGAACCUCAGUUUAGCUGUAGAGAGGCUCUACACCAGCUUCCCAUCUCGUCCUGGAGGCACUGGUGAUCUUGGAACCUUUGGGCCUCGCAUAUUGAACCUGCUUGAAAGACUUAACCUGAUCCGGAAUUCCAUCUCCCUCCCACCCAGCACAGCCGAAAAGGUUGACGAUGCCCUGUCCCAACUGGACAAGCUCAGAGACCAGGUGGCCAAGGUUGAUAAAGACCUCCCAGCCCUGGAGAGAACUCCUGGUCUGGACUCAGAGCUGGACAAACUUCGGACUCUGCUGGACCGCCUCACUGUGGAGUACAAAAACAAGAAAGAAUUAAUGGACACAUCCAUCAGUCCCAACAAUACAGGAGUGUUUUCAGCCAUCCAGAAGGCUUAUAAUGAGUCUACAGAUGCAGCUAAGAAAGUGGAUGCCAGUGGGGACAAAGUGAAGGAGUCAGCUGAUGUCAGAGAAAAAGCCAAGGACCUUCAAAACCAAGUACAGCCAGCCAACACCAGAGAUCUGAACAAACUGAACCAGAGCAUGGCCUCCAGACCUGACCUCACUCCUGUUGCCAAGCAGGUAUGUGGCAGUGUUCGCUCAGAGCCCUGCACCCCUCUCCAGUGUGAGGGUGGAGAGUUGUGUCCACCAGAGGGAACCCCACCUUGUAAAAAGGGGGCAACGUGUGUGGGUGCCCUGCCUCUGAGUAAGAGGGCUGAUGCUGAUGCCAAGGAUGUGAAAGACAAGCUGGACAAGCUCACUGGGAAGAUCACAGAGGCUGCAGAGGAGCUCGAGAAAACACAGAAUACAGCCAACCAGGUGAGACAGUCUACAGAGAAUCUGUCCAAAAAGAUGAAGCAGGCCAGAGAUGAGCUAGAAGAAGACUUAAAGGAAACGCGUGACACUGUGAAAGAACUCAAAGAUUUUCUGUCAGACCCAUCCACCGACCUCACCCACAUCCAGGAGGUGAGCGACUGGAUCCUUAAAGCUAAACUGCCCCUCAGCCUGGCUGCUUUCAAGGGGAAGCUGAAGGAGCUGAAGGAUCUGGCGGCCAAUCUACCAGACAGCACAGCCAUUCUGGACGAAGCUGAGCCACAGCUGGACUCAGCUAGGAAACUGCUGAAGGAAGCCCAGGACGCCAGGGACACUGCACUGGGAGUAAAGGCUGACGUGGAUGGGUUGCUGGCAGGCUUCAACUCAGUGGAGAACUCUCUCUCUGACCUGGAAGACAAACUGCAGGACAGCAUUGAUAUCAUGGACAAACUGAACACAAGCCUGACUAAGGCCAAAGACCAGCUGAGCCCAGCAGAGAAGGCUUUGGAUGACAUAUCAACAUUAACAAAGCCAAUGAAACCUCAACUGGACGAACUCAAAGACCUGCUGAAGGACGGAGACCAGCAGGCCCAGGAUGCUCAGGAAAAUGCAGAUAACGCUGUGAAUGAAGCAGCCUCUGCAAAGGAGGACCUGAAGUCUUUGCUGGAGCAGCUGGGUCGUCUUAAAGACUUGGCUCCAUCCAGUGGGUCAGGUACAGAGGAGGGGCCAGUGGGGGAUCGACUGGCGAAGCUGCAGCAGGAUGCUGGAGUUCUGGCCAACACCACUGACACCAUGCUAAAAGCUCUGGAAGGUAAAGGAGAGUCCCUCAAGCAGCUGCAAGAUGAAAUCCUCAAGAAGUCAGAAAAGCUUCAUGGACUUGAUGCAAAACUCAAAGACCUUCUGGAAAAACUUCGAAACAAAGCACACGACCUCAGCAUAUGCCAGGGGUAAAAGUCACCUGCUGGCAGGAUCCGCUGCUGCUGUCACAACAUGUCACACCAGCCCUAACAUUAGUCACUCCACUUACUGUCUUCACUUUACUACAGGAGAAUUCCUCCCAAAGCCUGGAUCACUGCUUUAACCCUUCUCUAUAAUAUAACAUUCACCUCUUCUCCGGCAGUUGACAAAGAAUUGUGGGAAAUGUGGGAAAAGCUAUGUAGAAAAUCAGCAUCUGGUGUGUAAUGAGAGAGGAGGGUUCAUGGAGAAAGGACUGACUCUUUAGCAUGAAAUAACUCCUGGAAUAUUUAAGUUACAGUGUUUUUCAUUUUUAAUCUGUAAUGACAGUACUAUAUGUUCUUUUAACUGAUUAGACAAACACAAUAUGCAUAAAUAUCUUUAUGUUCUCAAUAUCACUUUUCGCAUUUUGUUGAAAAAAGACCAGAGCCCUUACUGCCCUGCACAGCCAACAUAAAGUCAUUCAUCAGCAGCGAUAUGCUUCACUGUGAACAUUUCACCACUAUUACUGUAUUUGUCAGAACCUGAGACGGGGUGAAUUUUAUUUAUUUGUCUGUUUUUUACCUUUUUGUGCAGAAUCUGUAGUAUUUAAAUAAAAGCCUUUUCAUGUUUUUA
Messenger RNA from Acanthopagrus latus (yellowfin seabream), 4230 nucleotides. RefSeq names its product laminin subunit beta-3-like. The record is from RefSeq and is a predicted model, not a curated record. The coding region runs from base 109 to 3612 and encodes 1167 amino acids. Gene Ontology annotation, cellular component: basement membrane. The transcript has 23 exons. Gene Ontology annotation, biological process: axon guidance. NCBI's taxonomy places the organism in Eukaryota, Metazoa, Chordata, Actinopteri, Spariformes, Sparidae.